AUGAAAUGGAGUAUGGUAGAUAGAUAAAUAAGUUAUACCAAUAUAUAAAGGGAGUAAAGUCCAGUGAAGCCGGGGAUACUGUCGUUUGGAUAUUCGAGGACGGUUUUGAUUUGAGAAUGUACCGUCACUGUGUUGGCAACCUCUACUUUCCAUCUGCGCACAGCUAGAACGAACCGUGAAACAUGCUUUGAAAGCAAAAGAUGCAUAUUAAAGCUUCUGUCUCCAUCCCUAAACCCUCUGCUUUUCUUUCCCCUUACUCAUUCCCUCUCCUCCCAUCGCCCGGCAACCUACCGUUGUCUUCUGAUCCAUCUUCAUCUGAAUCUUUCCUUCUCCAGAUUUUAAUUUCAUGGUAGGAGGACUAGUGAUUCUUACCCGACAUUUUCUGCCUCGCUGCUGACAUUGUUCAUAACCUUUUCCUGAAUUGUGAGGGGCCGCGUGAUACAGUUCAAUUGUUGACCAAGAUGGACGAAAAAAGAUUGAAUAUUGAAGCCCCUCUUCUGUCUGUGAGACGUUCUGCUGCAUCGCAGAAAACACUGGACAAAAAGCACAUUCUUCUAUACCCUAAAUCAGAUUCGACUAUGCAACAACUAGCAGAACCUGUUACUGUUCCCCUCAAUUGGGAAAACAUCCUCGGAAGAUCCAAGCCGAAGGAGCCUCCUGUUGCUCAAUCUCCCACGUGGAGCAAAGAAACAGAAGAUGAGAGAAGAAGGACCAAUGGGAAUGAUGAUGAUGAUGACAACGUUUAUUCUGAUGCCGUUGAUACAAUUUCGCCUCCAGAAUCCGUCUUAAUGAACUGUAGAGUAAGUGGGAUGAGUGGGUUAGAAUUAAAUAGUUACAAUGCGAACAAGUCUGGAACAUUUCACACGGAUCAGAAAAUCAGGGACUUCAUGAUGAACCGAUUCUUGCCCGCAGCUAAAGCAAUGACUUUACAGGUUCCAGAAUAUGCUUCAAGAAAGCAAUCUGUGGUGGUAGAACAGGCUAGAGAAAUUAACAGAUCAUUUCGUGAGGAAAAGAAGCUUCUGCUCAAGAACUACAUCUCUGACAUUAUACAAAGUUCUAACCAAUGUGAAACUGAAGAAGAAAGUGAAGACGAUAAAUAUGACUCUGCAAAUGGCUCGGCAAAAGGUUGUGGGCUGCUUCCCCAACUACGCCUUAAGAAUUCGCUGUGCUUGCUAAAUUCUGUGCCUGGCAUGAAAAUGAGGAACAUAGUUCCCAUGUCUACUGCUGCUUACGAGGUUUCUAAACAAAACAAAAAAUCUCAUGUUCGAUCUUAUAGCCCAGCUCCUAUGGUAAAAAAGGCCAUUGAUGCUAUUUAUAAGAACAAGUCGAGCUCUGAAACCGUAUCAAUGGACACGAGGGAGGCGAGGAAGAAGUGGAUGAGUCAAUCAUGUAGGUUUACUUAUGAUGCAGGUGAGUCGCAGCAACAAGAUAGGUUGUCUCCAUUCAGGCGUUCAAGAACUGCUGCUGCUGGAGUUUCUCCUUGUCGAAGUAGACCUCAAUAUCCACUUCGAGGAGCAAAGUUGCUUUGUGAUUCUAGAGAGGCUGAGAAUAUUAGUCAAUCUAGCAGAUAUUUGAACUUCCAGAGCAGAAGCCAUGGAAACAAUGAAGAAAGUAAUUCAACAGUGGAGAAGACAUUGUACAUAGAUUCUGCAAGCACGGUAAAACUAUUAUCUUCUUCACAUUCAUUUUCUCCAGAAGCUUCUCAAGAUGGAAAAGAACUACAAGCCUUGGAAGAGAAGAAGGCGAUGGAUUCAGAUACCAACAACAGGGAAAUUGUAAUAGCUGAUAGUAAUUCAAGUGAAUCUGUUCUGUGUCCUGUUCCCCCACCAUUACCGAGAUCGCCCUCUGAGUCAUGGCUCUGGCGUGCCCUGCCUUUGGUUUCAGGAAGGAAUCCAUUGCAGCAAUCAAAUUUAAGCAAUCAUUCCCAAUCUAUAUACCAGGACUCUCAUACAACAUCCAGCAAUAAUACCAAGUGGGAAACAAUAGUAAAAACCUCGAAUUUGCACAAUGAUCAUGCGCGCUAUUCUCAGGAAAUAAUAGCCUCCAACAAAUCUCAUCGUUUAAAAUCAUAAGAGAUGGAACUCUGGCUUGUUCAUCAUGUUUGGUGCGAGCUCAUGUGGAUUGUUUCCCAUGAUAUUGCAGAAAGCAGUCGAAGUCCUUUGGUGAUCAAUAAAAGUAAAGCUUCUGUUAUGCUGCCAAUUGACAAGCGCGAGCUAGCUUGUGAAAUCUCGUGUUUUACGUCUUCUCUUAUUGUCUGUGCUGACUCUCCAGGCAUCAGGAAUUUGUAUGUGACGAACACAACAAGUGGUUGUCAAUGUUCAUGCGAGAUUGCUUAUUUUCAUUUUUUUUCUCAAGACAAAGUUUCUCAGUGAAAUUUCGAAAUAUAUAACCAGCUAUGUAAAUACGAUUAUCAAUUA
Messenger RNA from Neltuma alba, 2417 nucleotides. RefSeq lists its product as uncharacterized. The record is from RefSeq and is a predicted model, not a curated record. NCBI's taxonomy places the organism in Eukaryota, Viridiplantae, Streptophyta, Magnoliopsida, Fabales, Fabaceae. The coding region runs from base 462 to 2072 and encodes 536 amino acids. The transcript has 5 exons.